Molecule: messenger RNA, 879 nt
Organism: Wallemia ichthyophaga EXF-994
Lineage: Eukaryota; Fungi; Basidiomycota; Wallemiomycetes; Wallemiales; Wallemiaceae
Exons: 2
Coding region: 1-879 (292 amino acids)
Biological process (GO): sterol metabolic process; regulation of plasma membrane sterol distribution; sphingolipid metabolic process
Cellular component (GO): Golgi apparatus; cortical endoplasmic reticulum
Source: RefSeq, a predicted model, not a curated record
AUGCCCAUCUGCGUCUACUGCCAGUACACGCUCACUCACGCAGCCACCAUGUACUCAGAUGUCGAUAUGCGUGUCGAGCUGUGUCCACGCUGCUCGCGUCUGGUCGACCCGUACAUUGGCAAACGCAACAUCAGUCUGCUGGCGGAUCUGGUCGUGCUCAAGCCAGGUGUUCUCCGGCACCUCCUCUUCAACAGACUGAGCCAGGUCGCUUUCUCGGAGCGCUACAAGAGCGUUGUGAGGGGCAGGGCGGGUGAGCACAACGCGCACGCACACGCACGCACAAGCACAGCCAUCACUCCACGCUUGCAGCUCUUCAGACUCGGCGGUAUUCUCGUCCUAGCUGAUGCCUUCGUGCAGUGGGUGCACAGCCUUACACCGCUGAGUGGGAUAAGCGCAACAUCCCACACGUCCUUCCUCUCAUUCCUCUUUCGCGCAUUCGUAGACGCUGUCGCUUACCACAUAGGCGUAAUCCUCGCCGUGCGCUGUCUACACCCCAAAUACCCCACACUCUCCCUCCCCUCCACUCAAAUCAGCCUCGCUAUUCUUUACUCAAGCUUCGCUAAGCUUUUUCUCCUUCUCCUGCUCGUCAUUGCCGAUCCGAGUGGGGGUGCCGAGCGCACCGAUAAGCGUGUUGGAAUGCCCAAUGACUUUUUAAGCUAUAGUACUCUCACCGACCCCACAAAACACUCCGUUUGGCUCAUUUUCUCGGCUCUCGACGACGAGUCUAUCGAUAGAGCGUACGUCGUUAACACGGUCGUCGGUGGCAUGUCUGCUGGUUUCGGCCUGCGCGUGCUCCUCAAUACCCCACCAAUUACCACUACCCUCAUCAUCCUCGCUGGCUGGCUUGUGCGGUCUGUUGCUCUCUACUGCCUAAUAUAG